Penicillium griseofulvum is the source of this 702-nucleotide messenger RNA. RefSeq lists its product as uncharacterized. The coding region runs from base 1 to 702 and encodes 233 amino acids. The transcript is spliced from 8 exons. The record is from RefSeq and is a predicted model, not a curated record. Gene Ontology annotation, biological process: spliceosomal snRNP assembly. Gene Ontology annotation, cellular component: spliceosomal complex. NCBI's taxonomy places the organism in Eukaryota, Fungi, Ascomycota, Eurotiomycetes, Eurotiales, Aspergillaceae. Gene Ontology annotation, molecular function: RNA binding; zinc ion binding.
AUGCUUACUCUUUUGAUCGAAGCCCAGCUGGAGGGCGUUACUACCCUCCUGCCCACUGACACCGAGGAAAAUCCCUACUUCUACACUUUCCGAGUGAAGUGUACCUCCUGCCACGAGACGCACCCCAACUGGGUCAGCUUCAAUCGUUUUGAGACGCACGAAAUCCCUGGUAGCCGUGGCGAGGCUAAUUUCGUGUGGAAGUGCCGACUAUGCACGAAAACCCACACUGCCUCCGUCAUUAGCGGACCUCACCCCUAUGAGGCCCAGGAAAAGAGCAAGGCUCAGAAGAUCAUCGAAAUGGACUGCCGUGGCCUCGAGUUUACUGAGUUCAAGCCCGACGGCGAAUGGGAAGCCAAGGCUAUUGAUUCCACCACCACCUUCUCUGGCAUUGAUCUUACGGAGGGUGAGUGGUAUGACUAUGACGAGAAGAAGGGUGAGGAAUUCCAACCGCUUAACCCCCGUCCCUACCUCCAGGCCCGCGUGGGCACCGAAGUCCUCAUCCGCUUGAAGUGGGGCCAGACCGAAUACAAGGGCACUCUCGAGAGUAUCGAUUCAUACAUGAACGUCCUGCUGCGCGACACGCAAGAGUUUAUCGACGGAAAGGCUACCGGUGCAUUGGGUCUUGUUCUAAUCAGAUGCAACAACAUCCUAUACAUGGGCUCGGCCGAUGCAAUCGAAAUUACGGACAUGCAAUAUAAGUGA